AUGAGACCACUUAUUGUGAAAUCAUCAUCAAUGCAUGUCUUGGAUAUGCUCAAAUCUGUAUGGAAUGGUUAUCAUACGGCCAUCAGGUUAAUUCGUGACUUUUUAAACUACAUGGAUCGAAUCUAUGUUGUCUUACAAAAGCUCGAGCCUAUAUACAACAUGGGUCUUGCGUUAUUUCGUGAAAAUAUUGUUCAAUUUCCUACCAUUCAAGAACAUCUCAGAGAUGCCCUACUGGAAAUGAUUGACCGGGAGCGAUAUGGUCAAAUUGUAGAUAAGACGACUAUGAAAGAUAUCCGUCAGAUGUUCACGAUUUUGGAUAUUGAUAGUCUUUUUGUAGACGUUGAACCUUUCGAAACACGAUUGCUACAAUGUUCGACUGACUUCUAUCAACGGGAAAGUGAGAAAUUACUUGUAGAAAAAAAUAUACCUGAAUAUAUCCGUAAGGUAUCUGGACAUAUUAGUGAAGAAUCUGAACGUGCCACUCGUUAG
Molecule: messenger RNA, 489 nt
Organism: Rotaria sp. Silwood2
Lineage: Eukaryota; Metazoa; Rotifera; Eurotatoria; Philodinida; Philodinidae
Source: the annotation of a GenBank genome assembly